Molecule: messenger RNA, 1411 nt
Organism: Thunnus maccoyii (southern bluefin tuna)
Lineage: Eukaryota; Metazoa; Chordata; Actinopteri; Scombriformes; Scombridae
Exons: 5
Coding region: 113-742 (209 amino acids)
Source: RefSeq, a predicted model, not a curated record
UGGACUGCAUCUCCAACCUCCAGAGAAAGCUGCUUCUCUCCUUUGCCAAUAAAGUUCCACUUGACUAAAAAAAAAAGAAAUUAUUACAGUCUUUAAUUUGAAGCGAUUUGAAAUGAGGCCUUUUAACUUGACACGGAUACAGGAAGUGGUGGCAAGACUUCGUUGGUCAGUCAGUCACGGACAUCCAAGGUCACGGACUUUCAGGUUUAUAGGGCUGGCAAAAAGAAAAUAUUUGGCUGGACAUGAAGAAAGAAAAAAGAAGAGGUUCGAAGAAGAGAAGAGGCAAGAGGAUAAAGGAGCACUAUUAAAGUACAUGAUUGGAAAAGGAUCACAGGUGCCAGUAAACACAGCUCCUACUGUUGGUCCACCAGCCACCUCUACUUCUGGUGCAGAGGUGGUCAUGUCACCCAAGAAGCUGAUAAUGCUGCAGGUCCAUCAACCUCCACCUCUACCUCUACCUCUCUCUCUAGUGUCAUCCAAGAAAGCUCUAACAAUGCCGGUCUUUAUAUGCCUAUUGAAGUGGAGAGCAGUGCCAACAUGCCUACCACCACACCUGGCUCUCCAGUUCCUACUCCUCCAAUGGAUCCAGCUGACUGGCCAUCAGUCAAUCAACUUUCUGUAUUUUGCCAUGACCUAUGACCAAAAUAGUGAUACAUUCUGUCACUGUGUUACUUAUGGAUGGAAUUAUAGUGAAAUUAAAUUAUUCCCCUUUUUGCUUGGGGACCCCCCCUGGAACCACUGAUUUAGUCAACUGAAAGAAAAUUAAUCUGCAACUAUUUUAAUAUUAUUUUUGGAGAAAAAAAAUUCCAGAGUUGUCCGGUUCAGUCCCAACUUUUCAAUGAAUGACUGGCAGCUUUUCUUUGUCUUACGUGUCUUAUGUGAUAGUAAACUGAAUAUCUUUUGGGAUUGAAUUGUUGGUGGUUGGUGAUGAUGAUGGGCAUUUUCACUAUCCUAUGACAUUUCAUAGACCAAACCAUUAAUCAGUAAAUGAAUCCUCAGAUUAAUCGAUAAUGAAAAUACCAGUAAUCGUUAUUACAGCGCUAGAUUUAGUGUAUAUAAGCACCAGCAGCAGUGGUGGCAGCAUGUUGGCAGCAGCAAAUAAGUAGGUGGCAGCUGCACAGCAGAGCAAAAGAGUGGGCAGAGCAUUGGCAAUAAAAUACACCGCCUAGUACAAAUGGUGUAUUUGAUAUGGCCCCACAUGUAGCAGUGAAAAUGGAGUCUGCACUAGCUCACAAGCUCUGGGCACUAAUCAUUAAGAGGUUACACAACUGACUGCUAAAUAAAGUCUUAUGACUGUAUAAGAAGUGGCACACUUUUUUUUUUUUUUUUAGACCAAUACAGUGAAAACACCUUGUGGAUAGCCUGUACACAGUUCAUAAAAUGAUGCUGUCUCUGCUUUUCUAACAACUUA